AUGAGGAACUCAUUUGCACUUCUGCUUUUAUCUGUUGCCAUCGCUUUUGUUACUGUUGGCUCAUUUGCUGAUGAGGCGAAGGAUUCCGUGGAGUUAACUCCUGAUAAUUUUGAUAAGGUGGCGUUGGAUACGGAGAAACAUGUGUUUGUAAUGUUUUAUGCGCCAUGGUGUGGACAUUGCAAACGUCUUAAACCCAAAUGGGAGGAACUCGCUAAAGAAAUGAAAGAUGAGACAUCGGUGGUUAUUGCUCGAUUGGAUGCUGACAAGCACCGCAAUGUGGCGGAGCGUUUUGAUGUUCGCGGGUACCCGACACUUCUGCUUUUUGCUCGAAGUAAAAAAGAAGGCCUCCGCUACGAAGGAGCCCGUGAUGUGGCAGCACUGAAGGAAUUUGUUAAAAGCAACAUGUGA
Messenger RNA from Trypanosoma brucei brucei TREU927, 408 nucleotides. RefSeq names its product protein disulfide isomerase, putative. The coding region runs from base 1 to 408 and encodes 135 amino acids. The transcript has a single exon. Lineage: Eukaryota; Euglenozoa; Kinetoplastea; Trypanosomatida; Trypanosomatidae. Gene Ontology annotation, cellular component: endoplasmic reticulum. Gene Ontology annotation, molecular function: protein disulfide isomerase activity. The record is from RefSeq and is a predicted model, not a curated record. Gene Ontology annotation, biological process: protein folding.